AUGCCCAGCGUUGCACCUUCCGAAGAUGUCGACUCGGCGGUCCGCGUAGUCGUGACUCCCGCCCAAUCCUCCUACUUUGCGGGGGAGACCUUCUCCGUGACCAUAACAUUCAGCAAUACCCAUUCUUCUUCUCCUCCAGAAGCAGGUCCUUCCACUGCCAAUUCCCGGCCACAACAUAAACGCGGCGCGCACUCUAUUAGCUCUGCGCCGCUUGCUAGGCCUCCUACGUCUCCUGGUACCCCACGGAUGAGUGCACUUCCACCUCCUUCACGACCGAAACGAGGGGAUGAUCUGCCAACUAGGAAAGGACUUAUUGGGCGGGCUAGGACGCCUCAGAAUUCGGAGAAUCUGCCUGAUUUGAUUGAACAACGGAGAAAGAAGUUGUUGGCCAAGUCGUUGUCUGUUUCUAUUGCUCCUCUUGAGCUUGAGGAACAAUUGGCUGUGGGUACUGUUGCAACUUCAGCGCCUCACUUCCAGCGGUCUUUCAACGACGUGCGGCCUUCCAAUUCUCCUCAAGUUCCGUCACCUCUAGCAAGAACGGAUGCACUCUCAUUAUCCUCAAGCCAUCCCCACGCUAGAAAACAAUCCAUCCUCGACGGCCAAUUCUCCCUGGACGUCUUAUCACCAACAACAUCCGUCCCACCCUUCCCUUACUCGCCCAACUCAUCAUCAUCCUCUUUCUCGCUAGCACUCGAUCCCAUAGUCGAAGGCGCGCAAUCGCCUUACCUCUCCACUCCCCAACUAGCCUCGCCAACAAUAGAAUCUUUCACACCUGCUCCUCAGAUAAACCCAAGGUCCAACGCGGUGUACGCAUACCCUUCUACACGACACCGUCCUCCCCCCAUAGGCCUUGGCCAGCCCUCAGCCCGUGGGGAUGCCGAAGCUGCACGCUCAGCUUCGUUGCCACACUCAAACGUUGAGCUGAUUCUGUAUUCAUAUGCCCAGCUAACGGGGACUGUGUCAAUCACACCUGGAGCAUCAUCCACUCCAGAACAACUCCAGACGCUGAAUGGAGUCCGGUCGGCUUUGCUCAAGCAGAAUGUUAUUGGCGGGGGAAGUAUGAAUAUUACGUCGUCAUUACACCAACAUAAUCCUCCCUCGCCGCGGACGCGUCAUGGCCGCUCAUCGUCUACUAGUUUUCUUUCCAUGCUCUCACCGUCGUCCCUCAUGCCGUCAGUCACCACCACCCCACCUAACUCCGCUUCUCGUUGGCGGUCUUCCUCAGCAUCGGCUCAAAUCUCAUCAAUACCUCCAAGUAACAAAUUCUACAACACCAACAGCAAUACACGCGGGCUGGGGGUGAGCCUACUAGGCAGCGGUAGUACCGUAGAUACUAUCACCCCGGAAGGUCCUUUACCAACGUUCCAAGUCCAACCAACCAUGUUGGCUGUAGAUCUCUCUCUCCAGCCUGGAGAAUCACGGAGUUAUACGUAUUCGAUAACGCUCCCGGACAACCUACCCCCAACGUUCCGAGGCAAGUCGUUGGCGUUUUCGUAUGAGCUUGUGGUGGGGACGUGUAGAGCUGGAUCUUCGUCUUCGUCUUCGACUGGGCGAAGUAGUGCCAAUAGUGUUAGUCGUGUGAUGAAAGUCCCGAUAAGGGUGUAUAACCACGUUGCAGUGGGUUUGGCACCCAAGCCAUAUGAUAUCCUAUGGCCCGUGAACAAACGUCUGGACCCACACGCGCCUGCUCCACAAGCCAAGGUGGUGGAAUUGGUGGGCAAACCUGUGAAUAGCAAUAACAUGCUUUCCUUCCCUACUAGUCCGUCCGCGUCGUCCUUCAAAAAUGGAUCACUGGAAGAACUGAAAGAAUAUGCGCAGAGACUCGUAGCGUCUCUUCCUGCUCCACGUUCGAAUGGGGAUGAUCAGGAAAAAGUAGAAGUGCAGUCGGCUUCGGACGGUGUGAAUGGGGAUCAUGUUCAUUUCGUAGAUCCGGAACGUGUGAUGCAGUUGGAGGAGAUGAGGAAGAAGGAGACAGAAGCUGAGGGUGGGUUGACGGGAUGCAGGGAGGCGGUUGAGAUUUUGACGAGGAAUCCUAAGAAGGCUUCGUAUGAUGUGAAUAAGGAUGGUGUCAAGGUGGCCGUUCUGACAUUCACAAAGUGUGCCUUCCGCCUUGGCGAAACUGUGUGUGGUGUUGUAGAGCUGAAUGAUCGUAUGGGUCGUGCUAGGGUGCUUCAGCUCUCCGCAAUCCUAGAAGCUCACGAGACCCUUCCAUCAACCAUCUCAUCACCCUCAACAGCACGACACCUCCGACGCGUCCACGCAGAACACUACUCCUCCUUCACACUCAACACCCUCCGCACCACCUUCUGCCUCGACAUCCCAUCCGACGCCAGCCCCGCUUUUCAGAUCCGCAUAGGCACUUCUUCGUCGCAAGCAUGCGGAGGGCUGGAGUGGAAAGUCCGUCUUUGUCUCCUCGUAGCCGUCGCCGCUGAGACGUCGCAUCCCGGAACGGAGGGCGUGAGGAUGAAGACGCUCGUUAGGGUCGGACCGAGGGGCGAGUGGGGCUCCUCGUGGAGGGCUCCGGACCAUGUUGCGCCUUUGGAGAAACCUGAUCGUGCAGCGCUACUGGAACAGCAGCAGCAGAGGACGAAGAGCUGGGCCGAGUUCCUUGCUUCUCCCUUACUUUUGUUGAAUGGGGAGGAAGGGGGAGGAGGAGAGGGCGGGUAUGAUGGGAUCAAACCUGACCUUGCGGGUGGCGUGGGCGUUGGUGUUGAUUAUGGGGGUGGGGAAGAGGGGUGGAGGGAGGUGAAGCUUGAGACUGUUGAGUGCGAGGUUCCGAUCAAGGUGUGGCCUGGUAAUACGGCGUUUAAGGCUAUGGAUGUGGUUUUUGAUGUUUGAAUAGAGGAGUGGUUAGUUUUGCUCUUAGAAAUUCGAAUGGAGUGGGGGUGGAUUUGGACUUGUACUGCUUCGAGUCACUUGUAUUGAUAACUUUAUUUGCUUUCGUGAUUAUUAGAG
This is a messenger RNA of Laccaria bicolor S238N-H82, 2955 nucleotides long. RefSeq lists its product as uncharacterized. Gene Ontology annotation, biological process: retrograde transport, endosome to Golgi. The coding region runs from base 1 to 2838 and encodes 945 amino acids. The transcript has 8 exons. NCBI's taxonomy places the organism in Eukaryota, Fungi, Basidiomycota, Agaricomycetes, Agaricales, Hydnangiaceae. The record is from RefSeq and is a predicted model, not a curated record. Gene Ontology annotation, cellular component: Golgi membrane; Ric1-Rgp1 guanyl-nucleotide exchange factor complex.